Messenger RNA from Cucurbita pepo subsp. pepo (vegetable marrow), 782 nucleotides. Its product is annotated as transcription factor bHLH162. Gene Ontology annotation, cellular component: RNA polymerase II transcription regulator complex. Gene Ontology annotation, biological process: regulation of transcription by RNA polymerase II. Lineage: Eukaryota; Viridiplantae; Streptophyta; Magnoliopsida; Cucurbitales; Cucurbitaceae. Gene Ontology annotation, molecular function: protein dimerization activity; RNA polymerase II transcription regulatory region sequence-specific DNA binding; DNA-binding transcription factor activity, RNA polymerase II-specific. The record is from RefSeq and is a predicted model, not a curated record.
UCUCUAUUUUCAUUAUACUAGCUAUUCUUUGAAAAAACCAGAACUUAUUAAGGUUCUCAAGUUCCCAACCAUGGCGGACAACUUCAUCCAUUAUUCAACAUCGACCAAAACGGAUAGAAAGAUCAUAGAGAUGAAGACCCUUUUCUCCACACUCCAUUCUCUUGUCCCCAACCAAAGCUCAGCGGAAGGUGAAAUGACACUGCCGGUUCAGUUAGAAAACGCUACAAAUUACAUAAAACAGUUGAAGGAGAACGUGGAGAAAUUGAAAGAGAAGAGAGAGAAGUUAAUGGGAUCACGAGAAGGUGAAAUUAAAGCAAGAUUAUUGGUGCAAGUUGAAGCUCAUCAAGUGGGUUCUUCGUUGGAGUUUCUCUUGACUACUGGAUCUGAUUAUCACUUGGUUUUAAGUCAAAUCCUUCAGCUGCUUCAAGAAAACGGAACUCAGAUCGUCCAUAUCAAUCACUCAACGAUCAUAGAUCGAGUUUUUCACAAGAUAGUAGCUCAGAUGGUGGGAGAAGGGAUGAGCUCCGAAGGUGUUGAUGGAGAAAGGAUCUGUGAGACUGUGAAAAAGUUUGUUUCACAGUACAAAAAUGGCAAAUAGACCGUUUAAUGUUUGUCUAAAAUAUUGAUUGAUCUUGAAGAUUUUCGAUGUCAGCCUCUUUUAGUUUUCUCUAUUCAAUAAAUUAGCUCUUUAUUUUGAUUUAAUCAAGAAUUAUCAUUUAAUUUAGGUUGAAGGAGGGCAGGUAUAAAUGCAAAUCUAUAAUCUUUAAACGAUGAACUUUCCU